GUCAGUGAGAAGGUCGGGGGAGCUGAAGGGACCAAGCUAGACGAUGACUUCAAGGAAAUGGAAAAGAAAGUGGACCUGACCAGCAAGGCGGUUACGGAAGUAUUGACCAGAACAAUAGAGUACCUCCAGCCCAACCCAGGUGAGACCCGGGACCUCUCCUGUCGCAUUCCUUCUGCCCCCACUUUUUCAGGAAAAGAGGCAGAGCCUGCUGUCCUGCGUGCUUCCAGCCAGCUCGCCCAGAGAGCGCUCCAGUACGGCAAGGAGCUGGGCGAGGACUCCAACUUCGGCGACGCACUUCUUGACGCCGGCGAAUCUAUGAAGCGGUUGGCCGAAGUGAAGGACUCGCUGGAUAUCGAGGUCAAACAAAAUUUUAUUGAUCCCCUCCAGAACCUGUGUGACAAAGACCUGAAAGAGAUCCAGCACCAUCUCAAGAAGCUGGAAGGCAGACGCUUGGACUUUGACUACAAGAAGAAACGACAGGGCAAAAUCCCCGAUGAGGAGCUCCGACAGGCCAUGGAGAAAUUUGAAGAGUCCAAGGAAGUAGCGGAGACCAGUAUGCACAACCUCCUAGAAACUGAUAUCGAGCAGGUGAGCCAGCUCUCAGCCCUGGUGGACGCCCAGCUGGACUACCACAGGCAGGCAGUGCAGAUCCUGGACGAGCUUGCGGAAAAACUCAAACGCAGAAUGAGGGAGGCCUCCUCGCGUCCCAGGCGGGAAUACAAGCCCAAACCCAGGGAGACGUACGACUUCGGAGACACUGACCAAUCUAACGGGGGCUUCUCUUGCAAUCCUACCCCCAAAGUCUCAGCAGCUUCCUCCUCUUUCCGAUCCGACAAGCCGUCCCGGGCCUCCGUCAGGAGUAUCC
Apaloderma vittatum (bar-tailed trogon) is the source of this 865-nucleotide messenger RNA. It is a transcript of the gene SH3GL1, whose product is annotated as SH3-domain GRB2-like 1. Lineage: Eukaryota; Metazoa; Chordata; Aves; Trogoniformes; Trogonidae. Gene Ontology annotation, biological process: synaptic vesicle uncoating. The annotation marks the transcript as partial. The transcript has 9 exons. The record is from RefSeq and is a predicted model, not a curated record. Gene Ontology annotation, molecular function: protein binding. Gene Ontology annotation, cellular component: glutamatergic synapse; presynapse; cytoplasm.